AGAGAGACAGAGGGUGGAUAGUGAAGCCCAUUGUGUUAGUGAGAUGUUUAUUAAUGAGAGAGGGAUAGAAAGGGAGGCAGAGCAGCUAUAGAAGGGGCUAAUCGCUAAUCUCAUAGUGCACUGAAAGCCAAGGCACCCAGGCUGUUCUCUGUUAGCUCCUCCACUAGCUGAAGAAGAAACACAGGACAGAGACUCUGAGGGAGACACAAGUUGUCUUCGGCAGAGGCCAUAAGGGCUGUGUGACUGUGUGUCUGUGAAAUUCUUCACAUUGGUUGGAGCUGUAUGGAGGGUGUGUGUGUGUGGUGUUUUGUUGCUGAGGUUUAAGCUGGUGCGUAUGUGUGAAGGGCGUGUUGUUUGUGGUCAAUCCAUGUGUUAAGGAUUUGACAAGGUGGGUUAUGGAUAUGUGUGUUUCUGUGUUAAGAAAUGAACAGUCUUUAGUUAGUGUUGUCAGGCUUGUUUGAGGCUCUGAGCGGUUGUGUAGAUUUACGACAGGACUGAUUUGUAUGCAAGACUAGAGUAAUUUUUUUGUCUUGUCAUUGGAACUUGAUUUUAUAUAGCCUAGCCUAUGUGUUUGUAUGUGUUCCAGCGUAUCAGUGUGUGUUUUUGUGCGAGAAUUUGCUUCUGUGUGUGAGAGACUAGCUGUGUGCUUGAGUGUGUGUGAGCCGGUGUGUGUGUGUGUACCCACCAUGCCCCUGCCUGUGCCCGAUGUCCCGGCCUCUCGGAGGCUGACACUGGACUGUCGUUUCCUCCUGGAUCAUCGCGUUGGCAGGGGGGUGUGUGGUUGCUGUGGGGCUCUGAGGCCCCGCUACAAGAGACUGGUGGACAACAUUUUCCCAGAGGACCCAGAGGACGGGUUGGUGAAGGCUAACAUGGAGAAGUUGACAUUCUAUGCCCUGUCAGCUCCAGAGAAGCUGGACCGUAUCGGGGCCUACCUGUCAGAGAGGCUCUCCAGGGACGUGGCUAGGCACCGCUACGGGUAUGUGUGUAUAGCUAUGGAAGCUCUGGAUCAGUUGCUGAUGGCGUGCCACUGUCAGAGCAUCAACCUGUUUGUGGAGAGUUUCCUUAAGAUGGUCCGUAAACUGCUGGAGGCCGACAAACCCAACCUACAGAUCCUGGGAACCAACUCUUUUGUGAAGUUUGCCAACAUUGAGGAGGACACUGCGUCUUAUCAUCGCAGCUAUGACUUCUUUGUUUCGCGCUUCAGCGAGAUGUGUCACUCCAGCUACGAGGACCCAGACAUCCGCACCAAGAUCCGUAUGGCUGGGAUAAAUGGUCUGCAGGGGGUUGUGAGGAAGACGGUGAAUGAUGACCUACAGUCUAACAUCUGGGAUCCCCAGCACAUGGACAAGAUCGUCCCCUCACUGCUCUUCAACCUGCAGAGUGGAGAGGGCACUGAGAGCCGCUCCCCCUCUCCCCUGCAGGCGUCGGAGAAAGAGAAGGAGAGUCCGGCAGAGCUGACGGAGCGCUGCUUCAGAGAGCUGCUGGGACGGGCCGCCUACGGCAACAUCAAGAACGCUGUCACACCAGUACUCAUGCACUUAGAUAACCACUCUCUGUGGGAGGGGAAGACCUUUGCAGUCCGCUGCUUUAAGAUCAUCAUGUACUCUAUCCAGUCGCAGCACUCUCACCUGGUCAUCCAGCAGCUGCUAGGUCACCUGGAUGCCAACAGUAAGAAUUCAGCCACAGUGCGUGCUGGGAUAGUUGAAGUCCUCCUGGAGGCUGCAGCCAUUGCUUCCAGUGGCUCUGUAGGCCCCACCGUGUUGGAGGUGUUUAACACUCUGCUAAGGCAGCUGCGUCUCAGUGUGGACUACGAGCUGACCGGCUCCUACGACGCCAGCGGAAACAUUGGAAUCAAGAUCAUCAAAACACAUGAGGAGAGACAGCUACAGGAAGCCGUCAUCAGGACUAUUGGGUCGUUUGCGAACACCCUCCCUACAUACCAGCGCUCCGAGGUCAUGCUCUUCAUCAUGGGCAAGAUUCCUGUACCAGGGGUACACCCCGCACUCACAAACGCAGGCUCAGGGGGUUGUGAAGGGACCAGGAUGAUCCAGAUCAUGCUGCUGAAGUCACUGGUUCAGGUGACGACAGGGUUCCAGACCACCAACAUGCUGACGGCGCUGCCCAACUCAUUCCUGGAGCCGCUGCUGUCCUUCUCUCUGAUGGAGGACCCGGAGGUCAGACUGCUGGUGCUCACCAUCCUCCUCAGUGUUAUAGACAGACACGACAACACACCCAAGUUCUCCAGCAUCAGCAUUAUAUCAGAUAUCUCUGUUCUCAAACUGAAAGUGGAUAAGUGCUCUCGACAGGACAACCUUUUCAUGAAAAAGCAUGCACAGCAGUUGUACCGCCACAUCUACUUGGCGUGUAAGGAGCAGAGCAGUGGUCCACAGCACUUUGAGACGCUCUACACCCUGCUGGCCCUCAUCAGCAUGGAACUGGCCAACGAAGAGGUGGUGGUGGACCUCAUCAGACUGGCCCUGGCCCUGCAGGAGUUGGCUCAAACCAACGAGGAGUCUCUGUCAGUCUAUAACCGCUGUGCUGUCCAUGCCCUCUCUGCUGCCUAUCUCAACCUCAUCUGUCAACUCACCACCGUCCCCACCUUCUGUCAGCACAUACACGAGGUGAUUGAGAUGAGACAGAAGGAGGUACCCUUCCUUCUCCCUGAGGACGUCUUCAUAGAAAACCCCAAGCUCCCUGCCUCUCUGGAGAAGUUGGAGGGGGAUGUUCUGUUCCAGCAGUCUAAGAUCACAGAAGUCUUGGGGGGCAGCGGCUACAACACAGACAGGCUGGCCACACCCUACAUCCCUCAGUUCACAGACGAGGACCGUCUGUCCAAGAGGAAGAGCAUUGGAGAGACCAUCUCACUACAGGUGGAGGUGGAGUCUAGGAACAGCCCAGAGAAAGAGGAGAGGACUCCAGCAGAGGAGAUCACAUUUGAAACUCUGAAAAACGCCAUUGUGGACAGUGUGGGGAUGGAGGAGCAGGAGAGAGAGCGCAGGAGGCAGGUGGUGGAGAAGUUCCAGAAGGCCCCCUUCGAGGAGAUAGCUGCCCACUGCGGGGCCAGGGCCACAUUGCUGCAGAGCAAACUCAAUCAGAUCUUUGAGAUCACAAUCCGACCCCCUCCCAGCCCGUCUGGCACCAUCUCAUCAGGCUACGGCCAGACCCAGAGCCGCUCGGUGCCCGUCUACGAGAUGAAGUUCCCUGACCUCUGUGUCUACUAGCCCUAAAGGUCAGGGGUCACCCUAGGAGGAGAGAGGAACAGGGGGUGUGGAGCUACAGCAGCCCUCAGUGUUAAAACAACUACAGACACUGUGACCUGUUCCCCCUGCUCCCCAUUCUCAUUUUGUCAAGAGCUACUGACAUGACUGACCAUGCGUUUUUUGCACUGUGAUCGCAGACUAAACAAAUAGACAAACAAAAAGGCAGCAGUGUGAGAUAGCGACCCUUCACCCUUUGCGCGACCCCUCCCCCCAUCCUAAAAAUUCCCAUAUGACUGCCACCGGCUUGGAUUAGACUGUAGCCAGAAAGACCGUGGAGAAGAACAAUGGAUGGACUGAGGAUAGAACAGGGAGGAGAGAACAUAGUGAUCGCCAGUUUUAACCUUCUUUCCCCCUGAUUAACUUGCUGCAUGCCCACCACUCUAAACACCACCCUUGAGCCCAUUACUAGUGUCUAGUCGUUGUCCUAGUUUAUCCCUCACUGGAUGCAUCACUACCCAAAGUGCACCAACAACAAAAUGGCUAAUUGCCAAAUGUAACAAAAUCAAAUGUUCUCAUUAGUUUUAUUGUAUUGCAAUUAUUUUGUUUUUCAGUACUGGAAAGGGACAAUGUUAAAUACCUGGCAAUGGAAGCUGUAAUGAAAAAUGUAUGGAAUCUAGUGUUUUAGUUUUCAGUGGGAUGACUACUUCUGAAACACUAUCCCCACUCCCUGCUCAGACCAUUCAGUUCUAAGUCAACGGUGCAUUGUGUUUGCUUGGUGCUUUUCAUGUCUUUCUAGGUUUUUAUUUGAAGUCUCUGGGGUGAGAACUCCAGAGUAUUUGUUUGUGUCGUAGCGUGUUAGCCGGGUGUGCUUUUGAUGCUGACCCAAAUUAUCUUCAUUUUGUAUUUUUUACCCCCUUGCUUUUUAAAUGUUGUAUAUUGUAAUCCAUGAUUUGACUGCAAAGGUUAAAGUGUGUGACGUGUGUGCUGUCCUCCGAAAUGUGAGAGUGCCCUACAGGUGACAGCAGAACUAGAUUCAACCAGUCCAACCGCUCACAAAACCAGUCAUAGCUUUCCCACUUUGUAAGGAUCUGAAGAGUGUACAGUUAUGUUUACAUGCUCAAACACUAGCAUAUGGGUCGUUCCAUCAAUACGGUGCCUUUUGAGAUGUGGAUCUUGGUUAAAAGAAACUUCUGAUUUCACCUUAUUUUAACAUUGUUGUAAAGAGUAAGAUAUAGAAAUAAUACUGUAUAUAGUAAGUGUCUAUUAAGUGGCAAAUAAAGUAACAGGAUUGACGAUUUCAUUUUAAAUCAGCCACAAAUCCCGUUACAAGGGAAUUGUAAGCUUGUUGUGUGCAACAGGGAGGGGCAAUUGCAUGGAAGCUACACAUGUUUCUGUUAAAACAUUUCUAGCCUGUCCAUAUGGGUCACAAGCUUGACGUGUUAUGCUUGACCCACUCAGUUUUCACCACAAAACACCAGUAAAUGGCCAAAAAGAGGGGAACCAGAUCACCUGCUCUUACAUUACGAUUUGACUAUUAGAUGGUUAACAUUUCUUGAGAUGUUUUUUUUUUUUUCAAAGGAAUAGAUUCACCAUAUUCAGUUCACAUAACAGGGUUAACCAUAAAAUGAGGAACAUGUUGCUGUUUUUUACCUUAAAAUGAAUCACUAAUCACAUGAAAUAAAUGAUAAUCUUCAGAAAUUACUUUGUCAAAGCAACAAGGGCUUUGAUGGUGAAAACCUUUGUGGAGUUAAGUAUGUUCAAAUCUUCCUGGAAGUCAGAGGGUGCAAGGAAGGACAUGUCAAAAUGCUGAAUUUUGGCACUUUAGCAAGUCUUUAUUCAUAUACAAAAAUAUGUAUUUAGUUCUCCAUAUGGUCUAUAAUAAAGGGCACUUCAUUGACUAUAAUAGAAUAAAAAUUGAAUAUUGAUGCACAAUUUCAAAAGGUGCUCAUUUUGUUGAACGACCCAUAUAGACUAAUUAACCAACCCACAUUUAUUAUUUGUCAUAUACAGAUCUGCUAUCUUAAUUUAAUCUCUCGGGUUGUCGCAGGAAAUGGUAAUUGCAGUGUAUUCAAGGUUUAAAAAGGCUUCUAAAGUUUGUGAUUUCCACUUAAAAAUGUGACUUGAUUUGACCUAACGAAAAAUGUAUCAACCCCUACAAAAGUGUCCAAUAAUUAUAAUCCACAUAAUUCACAUUUCCUGUUGCUGUUGGAUUAUUUUCCUGCUGUGAGAAGCAGGGUCAAAUUAAGAUUGUGUACGUGGAUACAGAGUACAUUACAUAUCUAGCUAUAACCAUGAUGUAAAUGUAGUUAAUUUUGUUUGUGUAUAGAUCUAUAAAUAUACUUUUAGAUUGCACUGACUAGCCAUAGUUAAGGGAAAUAUCUACUAAUAUGUUUAAGAGUGUGUAUAUAUAUAUAUAUAUAUAUAUAUAUAUAAGCUAGCCCACUGAAAACUAACCAGCAUGGCAUCAAAUCAGGACGGACUGUGUCUGGAACAGGGAUGGCCUGUAAAGAGACUGCCAUAUUAUGUUUAGAGUUACUGCCAGACAGAGAGCAGUGGAGGAGAGUGAUGAAGAUCUAGGGAGUAGUUCCCUCAGACAUAUUAAAGUGCGAUUGCACUUCCUGAUGUAGCCUCAUUUUGAAGAUUGCUCAUUAAGAAAUGCCAGUGGCCAUGGCUGAAGUCAAAUGAGAGUUGUCUUAGGGGUGUGGAUUGAUGUGGGUGUGUUGUGUUCACUUAAUCGUACCCUGACAGGUACUGUUGUUUGUCCCUCCUGAGUCACUGUACAAUAACACAGCCACUUCUUCAAAAUAGUCCGAUUUAAUUUAAGAUUAAUAAAAACAUCUGUAAUUAAUUUAGUCGUGCAAUUUUAGAUCUAGCUAAGGUGUUUGGUGCAGUAUAUCUCAAGUAAAUAAAUGUGCAUGAAAAACUAGCCCGUGCACUGCAUACAGUCUAUCGAGUCGGGAAAGUCUGGCUGCGCGCUCAGGACUGAUUUCUGAGAACAAUAACUUGUCUACAACUUCAUCUGCAAGCUGUUUAUCAGUGCCCAAAAUCACUUUCCAGCUAAAUUACAACUCUGUUUGUCAAUGAAGCUAGCAAGUAGUAGCUAGAAGGCGUAUUGAGCACAACCAGGCCACAAUCAGCUUAUCAAGUCACUCAAAAUUGAGUUGCAGAUGGGAUACAAGUGCGAUAUAAGAUCAUCUCAAUUCUCAUUUUGCCCCAAAAAAGUGUCAGACUCGGGGGUUUGACACUUUCAAAACAUCCGCAUGUGGCCAGUCCUUAAAGGGCUUAGGGCCAAUGGUUAUUUCAACAUAACAUUGGUGACGGGUUGUCUUAUGUAAACAAGUCUGAGGCGCUGCGUAAUUGGCAGGUAUGUCUCACUGUCUGGAGGUCAUGGCUGCUAGUGGGCAUGAUCCUAAUCCAUACCCAACGCUUCAGGAAGUCAUGACCUAUUCACUUCAUAAACUAGGUUUUAUCCUAUUUCACUUUGUAAUCAAUUUUGACACUAGAAUGAAUGUUUAUGACUCAUAUCGAUGCCACACGGGCCGUUUUAAAACCAGAGACGUUAGAGAUGAUCUAGUGUGUAGUUCCCUCAGACAUCUUAACGUCUGUAAUACACCAGAGCGAUGUUGCAGGAGGGAAAGCAAGUUAGCAACAUACCCCCCUCCCUGUAAUCAUACUGCCAUAAUUAUCCUUUAUUACAACUAGAGUCAGUGUGUUUAGUCCAAUGAUAGUGCCACGUUAUUAUAUCAGAUCCUCCUCAUCCUUUCCCUACUGAUGACGUCAUCGUUAUGAUUGUUUGCCCUUUGUAUGUGAGUGGAGAGAGACGAGCCUGGACUGGACAGUAGAUACUGGUCACAGAAGUAGCUUCAUAAGAAUGUCUCUGCCGGUGUGUCUGGGGCUCGUAAUUUCAGCUCAUGCUCUUACAGAUUGUCGCAAAACAAAGUACAAUGGCAAUAAUUAUAGGUCUUAUGAUGGUUUGAGGUUUUCUGAACUAGCCAGAUCAGGCAGUCUAGAGUCCAGUUUAGCCAACUCCGAAACAGACUGGCCUUCCAGGCUGAAAUAGCCCCAUCUGAAGAUAGUCCAUAUUCUGUGUUUUAAUAAAUGACUUCUGUACCUGGACCUUCUGUACCCGUGACAUUGUGAGACUCCUUCCUUCCUGUGCUAGUGUCAACUGACUCUCAAACUGUGCUAGUGUAAACUGUGCUCGUGUAAACUGUGCUCGUGUAAACUGGGUGUGCUCUAUAUGUGUCACUGUCAUAACCAGUUGAUGUCUGUCACUGACAAAAUGUCAUAUUGUGAUUAGUGUUAACUGCCCAUAAUGCAGUGUUCUGUAGGUUUUGUUUCUACUAUGUAUUGUCUCUGUCAAGUCAACCCAUGCCAGUAGUUUACCGGAUUGUCCAUUGACGUUUCAAUUUUUACAAGGUUCAUGUUUACUGAGUAACUUUGUCAUUGUGUGUGUUCGUCCGUGCAUCCGUGUGUGCUUGUCUAUUCAGUCAUCACCCCAAGACCAAACUAAUGAUCAGACCCAGUUUACAACCCAGUCCAUUAACUCCUCUUCCUCCUUCUCAUGAAGAACAAUGUAAUCAGCAUCACGCAGCUCUCUAUCCUUCCAACGAAGCCAAUAACAAGUCACAGUAACAGAUGAACACUACAGUGUUUUUUUGGCAGAUAAUACUGUAGUAUUUACUAUAGUGUACUUCAAUAUUCUAUAGUAAGUACUACACAUGAUCGGGGGAUACUACAUUGUGUAGUAUAGUAAGUACUGUAGUAUUCUAUAGUAAACUUAUGUUUUUCAUGUGGGUACAUUUAUUUUGAACUAAACAACAACAGUUCUGCUUGGUGUAAAUCUAAUGCUUAUUAGAUCUGUUACACCUUUCUGUCCACUCAUCUCCUUUUCCUUGUAUAGUAAAUGUAGCUCUUUACAUUGUAGUGCUGUAGGUCAAACUAUCUCAUCUGUGAACUUUGCACUUUAAACUGGAUUCCCUAGUGACAGAGGCAGCUUGUACAUGGAGAAAAUGCCUUAUGAUGAGUGCUGGACCUGACUUUGCAUGCUAGUGAUGUAGCUACGUACAGUUCAAUGACCAUCUAGCUGAAUUUAUGUAUGUUACUGUUUCUUCCUGAUCAAAUUUCCAUGAAACAUUUAAUUUAGUCUUUGCCAAUUGCACUGAAGAUGUUCUGUUUCAAAGAAACCUUUAUUGCUGAAAUUAUAAGAAAAACACAUACUUUUUAAUUGAACUGUAUGUAGUAUGGCUGUUGUAGAAGCACCAUGUCUCUCAGUAGCAAUGUCGUAAGAUGUAGACAUAUUGUCAAAUACAGUCGGACGCCCACACAGUUGGUGUACAUACAGCAACAUUUUAACAGACAGCUACGUAGUAGAAAUCAGCAUAAUUCAUUGCCAAUUAGUAAAAGAAGAGACCGUCUUAGCAUUGGCAGUGACGUUGAGGGCUUCCACCAUUUGAAUGUAGUCAACUGGGUGGAACUUCCAAAUUCAUUGGAUCAGACAACCAUGAAGAAAUUUGACUACUUCAAAAUGGUGCUGCCCAUGCUGUCACAGACGCUACAAUGCCACAGAUACAAAGAUAAGUCCUCUAUCUAUCUCUGAGUAAAGCUCAUCUCAGAAGUGAGACUGGACUGUGGUAGAAUGUCCCCCUGUGAUUUCACCUAGCUUUUCCAGGUGAAAUUGAAUUAUUUAUGUAUAAUAGGCUACAGUGUUUCAAACAGUCGUAGGUUUUUCCAUCACAAUACAACAGCAUGCGGUUGUGUGUGACUGAUUGUCAGACUAUAGGUGAGGUGUUCUCUCUCCCAUAGUUUGAUAGACUGCAGUAUGUGAUGUUUGUAUUGUUAUUAAAACACUACUGUGCAGCAUUAACUGACUGACUGACUGUAUCCUCCUGAUCCUGAAUGUUUGUCCUGCUCAGCUGUUUUUUUUUUUUUUCAUCCUGAUUGUCAUUUGAUUGGUUGUCAAAUAAAUUAACUUUACGAAUGUUGGCGUGGCCAAAA
Molecule: messenger RNA, 9197 nt
Organism: Oncorhynchus mykiss (rainbow trout)
Lineage: Eukaryota; Metazoa; Chordata; Actinopteri; Salmoniformes; Salmonidae
Product: protein EFR3 homolog B
Biological process (GO): protein localization to plasma membrane
Cellular component (GO): plasma membrane
Source: RefSeq, a predicted model, not a curated record